Drosophila erecta is the source of this 1850-nucleotide messenger RNA. RefSeq lists its product as uncharacterized. The transcript is spliced from 5 exons. Lineage: Eukaryota; Metazoa; Arthropoda; Insecta; Diptera; Drosophilidae. The record is from RefSeq and is a predicted model, not a curated record. The coding region runs from base 141 to 1850 and encodes 569 amino acids.
UGCAAAAAGCAGCGCGUUAACUGAAUGGAAGCAGAUUUGGACUAAGAGCAGGUGAUUAUUGUAUAACUAGAUGUGGCGGAUAUAAAACCCAGGGGUCAGUUGGCCAGCGGGCUCAGUUGAGAUCAAAACACCCGACCAUUAUGUCGCCACUGGAUAUCGUUUUGCUCCUGGUCAGUUUCCACCAAGUAAUUUGCAGUGACUUUUCCGCCAUGAGUUCGGAGUUCAAGCAGUGUGUUCGUGGUUCCCAGAAACCCAAGAUCAGUGAAUGUCUGGGUAGAUCCGCACUGAACUUCAUCCACAGAUUGGAUGAGACCGAUAACGUUAAGUUCGUGGACGAUUUUGUGACUGUGAAAAGUGAAACAGCGGCAGUCAGAUCUCUGUCAAAUGUGCUCGACACGGAUCCAGUGGACUUCCGCGGUAUCCUGGAGAAUGCUGGCGCAGUGAUGGGUCAGCGCAGUAUGGAGUGGCACAUGGAUGGCCUUUAUCCUGGACUUAUGUUCAAAAUUGGUCCCACAGCGGAUGCGAACAGUGUGGCCGAGUUUGUCCUCGAUGGGGCGGCGCAGGGAGAGCGCCAAUUUGGAUUUGAGGAUCCCUCAACCGGUCGCGUCUUGGCCAAGCAGUACUUACUGCCCUUUCUUCUGGGCCUAAAAUUCAAUCUGGUGGCUCUAGUACCCUUGAUAUUUGCCGGCAUAUGUCUGCUGCUCAAGAAGUCAUUAUUCCUGGUAAAGCUGGCCAUAUAUGUGAGCAGCUUCUUGGGACUGGGUGGAAUCGUGGGUGGACUGGGAGGAUUAGGUGGCUUCGGAGGUGCCAGCUUUAGCGGUGCGAACUUCGGUUUCGGUGGUUUUAAUGGCCACCGUCCAAUCGGCCCAUUUCCCGGAAAGACUACCGUGUUUGGCCAAGUCCAAGAAGAGUUCAACCACCAGUACGAUGUGCACGAGGCAUCCCCAUAUCGUCGCACUGAUCGAAAAUUAAGAUUCGAGCAACCUCGAAUGGCGGAAACCAACCCCAAGCCAACCACUCAAGACCGCUUCUAUGACUUUGAAAACCAACGCAGACCGAGUAACAAACUACUGGCAGCCACUGUGCAGCAGGAAGGCGAACUCCUGUUGAGUAACUUCCAGGAUCCCCACCGAAUGGAGGGAUGGCAGGCGGUGGACUGUCUAGAAACCGAGAGCGAGCGAUUGCUGGAUGGUGCCACCAGGGAUAACAGCACCUGGCAGAUCACCGACUACCUAAGCAUCGAACCACAGGCUGGGUUCAGCAGGCCGGAGACGGGGCGAAUGGAUAUUGGUUUGCCCGGGAAACUAUUGGAGCUGGUCCAGGGAAGAGUCCUACGUCUUCAGCUGCCACGGCAGUUGACCAUUUCCAAUGCCAUCGAUGACUUUGGCAGCGAGCUGGGCCUCGAUCAAGGUCGCAAAAAGAAGGACAAAGACAAGAACAUGGCGAUGAUGGGCGGCAUGAUCAUGAUGGCCACUCUGGCCCAAAUGUUCCUAGGCAAGGUCAUCCUCAUCGCCGGCUCGGCCUUCAUUAUGGCCAAGAUCGCCUUGGUCAUUUCGCUGCUGGGCAGUCUAAAAAAGGGUUCGACUGGACACAGUGGUAGUGGAGGAGGCGGAGGUGGCACGGAGCACGUGGUGGUCCACUCCAGCCACGAGAGCGGCUGGCACCGCAGCAUGCCCACCCACGACACAUACUCGCAGCUGGAGCAGGUGGAGGAACCACCGCCGGACAGCCAUAUGGAGUACUACCAGGCCUACCAGAUGGAGCCACUGAAGCGCCGCCUGCACCAGGCGCCGACUUACCCAGAUCACCCGCGUCCAGAGGCCACAAAAUCGACUCCGGGCUUCAUUUAG